This is a messenger RNA of Trichomonas vaginalis G3, 333 nucleotides long. RefSeq names its product DAD family. The coding region runs from base 1 to 333 and encodes 110 amino acids. Gene Ontology annotation, biological process: protein N-linked glycosylation. Gene Ontology annotation, cellular component: oligosaccharyltransferase complex; membrane. The record is from RefSeq and is a predicted model, not a curated record. The transcript has a single exon. Lineage: Eukaryota; Parabasalia; Trichomonadida; Trichomonadidae.
AUGGAGUUAAAUUCACUCUCAGGAAUAUUGGCUGAGCUUAAAGAAGUCUACGGAAAACAGAAAUCCCACUUUAGAGGCUUAGAUAUAUUUGCCUUGUUUGGCAUUAUGGUCGCUUUAAUUCAACUUGUAUAUUCUGGCCUAACCCAUGGUUAUCCAUUCUGCAGUAUGGUCUCUGCAGUUUGCAUGAGCCUCGGAUUUACAGUUCUAGUGAUAUCUCUUCGUCUUCAUUUAACACCAGAAAUCGAAUCUUCAAUUUCAAACUAUCGCGCCUUUGCUGAAUAUAUCGUAGCUCUCUCAUUAUUGUUCCUCUUUGGCUGGAACUUCAUGAACUAA